Messenger RNA from Rhinichthys klamathensis goyatoka, 1838 nucleotides. RefSeq names its product complement component 8, alpha polypeptide (gene c8a). Gene Ontology annotation, biological process: immune response. Gene Ontology annotation, molecular function: protein binding. The record is from RefSeq and is a predicted model, not a curated record. The transcript is spliced from 11 exons. Lineage: Eukaryota; Metazoa; Chordata; Actinopteri; Cypriniformes; Leuciscidae. Gene Ontology annotation, cellular component: membrane attack complex. Bases 25 to 1800 code for a protein of 591 amino acids.
GAUCAAUCUCUAACCAUCUCAGCUAUGUGCCGAUUUUUGUUUUCUGUUUGCACAUUUGGACUUUUUUUUGAAUGUUUCAGUCACCAUGUUUCUGCCAGAUUUACUGAUGAAUCAUCAAGCAACAGGGCUAAUGCAUCUUCGAGACACACCAGAGGAGUCGAUACCCCCUCUCCUAUCGACUGUAAACUCAAGAGCUGGACGGCCUGGUCACCCUGUAACUCAUGUAGCGACAGGAUGUUUCGCUUCCAGUACUUGGAACGGCCGUCUCAGUUUGGUGGUCAGCAGUGUGUUCACAGUCAGUGGGACGAAAGACUAUGUCCACAAGAGGACGAGUGCCAACUCCAAGAGGACCACUGUGGGGACAUGUUUGCUUGUGGGCCCGCUGGACGUUGUAUUGGACAGCCGCUCCGUUGCAAUGAUGAAAUAGACUGUGUAAAUCAGAAAGAUGAGAUUGACUGUGAAGUGUUGAAUAAAAGAGAAACCAAGUGUACCGACAUGUUGAUCAUACCAGGAGCAGAUAAAGCCACUCGAGGAUAUAAUGCUUUAACGGGAGAUUUUAUGAAUCAUGUUCUGGACCCGAGAUACUUUGGAGGUGUUUGUGAAUACAUCUAUAAUGGAGAGUGGCGGAAACUCACGUAUGAUCCUUUCUGUGAACACCUCAGUUAUGAUGAUGCUGAAAAAUAUUACCGGAAACCAUACAACUUCCUCACAUAUCAGAUAAUGGCACAAGCAACUACUGAGGAAGCCUCAGAAUAUUUUGAGGAUGCUGUCAGCUUUCUCAGAGCAAGCCAGAAAGAAGGAUCCUUCAACUUGGGUAUAACACUGAGAGUCUCUUUUGUGGAAGUUGGUCUGGAAGGUAGUGACCAUCACAAGUUUCUCAGCAACAUAUCACAAUACAAUAACAAGGAGAUGGGUUUUGUCAGGCUGCUGUCAACAGUGCAAACGGCUCAGUUUAAGAUGAGAAGCAGAGACUUGACUCUGGAUGAGGACAUGCUCUGGGCUCUGGGGGAUCUGCCAGAUCAGUACAGUUUUGGUGCAUAUUCCGAUUUCUUCAAUCAAUUUGGUACACACUAUGUCACAGAGGGAACCAUGGGUGGGGUCGUUGAUUAUGUUGCUGUUGUGAACAAGAAUGCCAUGGAAAGAAAUGAAAAAUCUGGGCAAGAGAUUGGAGGGUGCAUUGGUGGUUCUUUGGGCCUGACAUUGAACAAAAAGGUCAAAAUUAAAGCAAAAGCAAAAUCAUGUCAAAAAGAUGCAACAAUGGAUGAGAUUCGUGAUCAGUCCAACGGUGCUAUUCAGGAUGUCUUGGGCUUUGUGAAGGGUGGAGACACAGGCUCCAGCAGUGGAAGUUUGGGUAUCAGAGAUGCCAAAAGUUAUAAGCAUUGGGGGAAGAGUCUCAAAUAUAACCCUGCGCUAAUUGAGUUUGAGAUUGCACCGAUAUACGAGUUGGUCCGCUUAAGCACAUCAGCCGAGCAGCUGCGCACGAAGUUGCCCCACCUGAAGAUGGCGUGGGAAGAGUAUAUGGAGAACUUCAACCCAUGUCACUGUGCCCCCUGCAUGAAUAAUGGCGUCCCCAUGCUCUCCAGGACAGCGUGCAGUUGUAUAUGUAAAAGUGGAUACAGAGGUAAUGCCUGUGAGGAGACUGAAAGAAAAGGUCCCACACAUGGAGUCUGGAGCUGCUGGAGCCCCUGGUCCCCGUGUGUGUCGGGAGCAAAGACACGGACACGAGAGUGCAACAAUCCCCCGCCUAAAGACGGUGGUCUGGCUUGUCAAGGAAGCAGUAAUCAGAAGAGAAGUUGUUAAGAAUCUGACAGUUUUCUUACACAAUACCACUUCUGUCU